CAAGUUUUAGAGAGAAAGUCUCAAGUAUACUGUAAACAUGUUUUGGCUGGUCGCAUAGCACAAAUCUUGGGUAAACUUGUGUAUCAAGAAGUAUCACAAGAUCAAUAUUUGAUGCUAUUAAAUUCUAUGUUUGACUUGGAGGAGAAUAAUGGAUGAAGAGACAUCUCAGUAUUAUUUUACGGCUUCAAUGGACUCUGGCAAAACUUUGUGCAGCUUGCUAAAAGCCAUUCAGUUUCAAGAGUCUGCUGUGUUCUGUGCUCUGCCGGAAGGUCUGAAGUUCACUGUUGAGGAAGGCAAGUGUGUCCAAGCCUCAGCAUAUGUUCCUGCUGAUAACUUCACUGAGUACCAUGUUAGAGAUGAUGUGGAUGUUAUGUUCAAAAUAAGUGUUGCUGUUUUAGCUGAAUGCCUCAAUAUAUUUGGUUCAGGAGAAGAAUCAAGUCUGAAAAUGUAUUAUAGAUGUGAAGGGUCACCUUUGCUAUUAGUUCUUCAACCGCAAUCGGUCUACAAUGUGAUGACAGACUGCGAAAUAUUUACACAAACGGCCGAUUCGGUUUUGGAACUUCGAGAUGAAGACUGCCCUGAAGUGGCAAAGUUGGUACUGAAAGCGCCAGCAUUCUUGGGUCUGCUGUCAGACCUUGAGCGGUCCUGUGACAUAAUAGAAAUUAAUCUGUCGCCUGAACAUCCUCAUGUUAGCAUUGUUACAUAUGGAAUGCAGGAUAGAUCUUGUAUUGAAGUACCCAAAUCGUCAGACAUGGUGCAGAGUUUCAGUUGCGAGGAACCUGUAACCCUGAAAUACCAGUUACACCAUGUACGGCUUAUUAUGAAAGCACUCGCUAUCUCAACCAAGGUGGUGUUAAGGUGCAGUUCAAAUGGAUUAUUACUACUACAGUUGAAAUUAGAAAAAGAAGAUCAAAGGCAAAUGUUUUCCGAAUUUUAUAUAGUACCGUUAUUGGAUGAUUGAUUUUUAACGGGAUUAAUAAAAACGCUAAGGGUACUACAGGGCUGUGAAAUAAAUAGUACAGUGUUGAUACAAAA
This is a messenger RNA of Galleria mellonella (greater wax moth), 1035 nucleotides long. It is a transcript of the gene Rad1, whose product is annotated as cell cycle checkpoint protein RAD1-like. Gene Ontology annotation, cellular component: nucleus; checkpoint clamp complex. The record is from RefSeq and is a predicted model, not a curated record. The coding region runs from base 149 to 961 and encodes 270 amino acids. Gene Ontology annotation, biological process: DNA damage checkpoint signaling; DNA repair. The transcript has 6 exons. Gene Ontology annotation, molecular function: 3'-5' exonuclease activity. NCBI's taxonomy places the organism in Eukaryota, Metazoa, Arthropoda, Insecta, Lepidoptera, Pyralidae.